AUGUCCACCUAUCCAUCAUGGAAGGAUCGCACACAAACUCAGUUCGGCAAACUUCAGAUUCAAGUACCAUGGCGUUCAUUCAAGCUCUUGGUGCCACAUCGCAUGCGCCGGAAGAUCCGCUCAAAGCUUCGGAGUCGCUUAUCGCCAACCUCGUCCAUCUCCACGUUGCAGACAUCCUUUUCACCAUUUGACACUCUGCGUUCACUCCAAUCUCAUCGAUGGACGGUGUACGACUUCCAGUACCUCUUGCUACUGAUCCUCGGCAUCUUCUCCCUGACCGUCAUGCAAUCCCCGGGUCCGCUUGGAAAGACCGCCAUCUCGAGCCUUCUCUUGUUCUCUCUCCUCAUGCCCAUCACACGCCAAUUCUUCUUGCCCUUUCUGCCCGUUGCUGGGUGGCUUAUCUUCUUCUACGCUUGCCAAUUCGUUCCCAGCGACUGGCGACCCGCAAUUUGGGUCCGAGUGCUACCGGCCAUGGAAAACAUCCUCUACGGUGCAAACAUCAGCAACAUCCUCUCAGCCCACCAAAACGUCGUGUUGGACAUUUUGGCCUGGAUUCCUUACGGACUCUGCCACUAUGGUGCUCCUUUUGUCGUCUCUGGAAUCUUGUUUACUUUCGGUCCCCCGGGUACAACUCCCCUUUUCGCCCGCACGCUCGGCUACAUCAGCAUGAUGGCUGUCACCGUUCAGUUGGUGUUCCCAUGCUCUCCUCCAUGGUAUGAAAAUCUGUACGGUCUCGCUCCUGCAGAUUACUCGAUGCAAGGAAACCCUGCAGGUCUUGCUCGCAUCGACAAGCUCCUCGGAAUCGACCUUUACACCUCCGGAUUCAAGCAGUCGCCCGUUGUGUUCGGUGCUUUCCCCUCACUGCACGCUGCCGACUCGACCCUCGCAGCUCUUUUCAUGAGCCACACUUUCCCCCGCCUUAAGCCCCUCUGGGUCACAUAUACUCUUUGGAUGUGGUGGGCUACCAUGUACCUUUCUCACCACUAUGCGGUUGAUCUGGUCUGUGGUGGUCUGCUUGCCACUGUGGCCUUUUACUUCGCCAAGACUCGCUUCCUCCCCCGUGUCCAAUCCGACAAGAUGUUCCGCUGGGACUAUGACUACGUGGAGAUCGGUGACUCCUCGCGCGAAUUUGGAUACGAUCUCGCUAGCCUUGACGGUGACUUCAACUUGGAUAGCGAUGAGUGGACCGUUGGAUCCUCUUCCUCUGUUUCUUCUGGUUCCCUCAGCCCCAUUGAUGACCACUACACCUGGGAAAGCGAAACUCUCACCUCCAACCACGACCUUGAAUCCGGUCGCUAA
This is a messenger RNA of Penicillium verhagenii, 1299 nucleotides long. RefSeq names its product phosphatase PAP2 family protein. Gene Ontology annotation, biological process: sphingolipid biosynthetic process; inositol phosphoceramide metabolic process. Gene Ontology annotation, cellular component: inositol phosphoceramide synthase complex. Gene Ontology annotation, molecular function: inositol phosphoceramide synthase activity. The record is from RefSeq and is a predicted model, not a curated record. Lineage: Eukaryota; Fungi; Ascomycota; Eurotiomycetes; Eurotiales; Aspergillaceae. Bases 1 to 1299 code for a protein of 432 amino acids. The transcript has 2 exons.